CAAUUGCAGGUUUAAACUCAAGGCAUGAUGUCAUUGUCUUCAGAACGCUGUGAGAGUGUAAUGCCUCUUACUUGUUACAACAGUGUCCGUCAAUUGUUUUUCCACUGACGUUCACUCAACCAAAGUAACAUCAUGGGUAACCUUCACUGCUGCUUUCAAGACACUGAUGAAAGUGCUUGGAAGCAACAGAACAAGGAACUGGGGCAGAACCCAGCCUACAGCUUUGCGGAUCUUGCCAAAGGAGGAAGACUGAUUGAAGCGUACGACAAAGAAGGCCCGGCAAAAGUUGAGGAGAUUGCUAUCAACGAAAUGUCAUCUUUCUUUUAUCACGAAAAUGGAGACAAGCAUAAUAUAUCAAAAGAAGAAUUUCUACAGUGGCAGUGGAAACUCACCCAGAGAAUAAAGGGUUUGGACGACACUGAAAAGUUGUCAUGUGAAAAAUUAAUGGAAACCUACGAAGAGGAUUACUUCAAUAAAUUCACUCCUCAUUACGCAUGCUGGGAUCUGAAUAAGCGUGGUGGUGUUGGGGAGACACCGUUUCAUCUUUUGUACCUCAUGGAUUCGCCGAUCCAUUUUGAGGUUGCAAGAAUUCUGUUGAAGCUCUACCCUAACCUGGCUCUGGAUGUUUACGAGGGAGAAGAAUACUAUGGUGA
This is a messenger RNA of Aplysia californica (California sea hare), 653 nucleotides long. RefSeq names its product transient receptor potential cation channel subfamily V member 6. Gene Ontology annotation, cellular component: membrane. NCBI's taxonomy places the organism in Eukaryota, Metazoa, Mollusca, Gastropoda, Aplysiida, Aplysiidae. Gene Ontology annotation, biological process: calcium ion import across plasma membrane. The record is from RefSeq and is a predicted model, not a curated record. Gene Ontology annotation, molecular function: calcium channel activity; protein binding.